Messenger RNA from Vitrella brassicaformis, 1907 nucleotides. The record is from the annotation of a GenBank genome assembly. Lineage: Eukaryota; Vitrellaceae.
GACCCGGCCCUUGCCAUCGUCACUGUACAGUUCUCACACUCAAAUCAAGCAGCUCAAUUCAGCAGAUAAGUAGCCAUGGUACGGCGUGGUGAGUCGGCUCGGUCCUACCUCCCUCCCAGCGUGUGUACCGCACCGGCCACUGUUGCCAACGCAGCCAAGUCCCGCUGCAUCCACACAGUGCCCAAGGCUUCACACACGCAGGGGGGGAGGGGAUGGGACAGCCACCCAACCACACAGAACUCUGAAAGGCCAGCAGUAUCGACAAUAUGGCUGGGAGCGUACCGCACACAUCGGAUCUGUCUGACCUACACAUCUCGCCCCGCUGCUCACACACUCCCUCGUGGCACCCUUCCUGGUGCUGCCGCACAAAUGACGUGCUUCCGCAAACACGCCAGCGCGUCGACACCGAGAAGGGCGACACAAGCAAGUGUGUGUGCGCAUGUGCCGCAAACAAAGAAACAAAGAAAAGGGCGAGCAGACCAUCCUCUACAUGUCAAUCCAUCCAUCCAUCCAUCUAGCUCUUCCGGCUAUCUCUCGAUCGAAACCCUCGUCAGUAAGUCAGCUUUGCAUUCCCCCUCUCUCUCACUGGCUGGCCUCCUCACUCUCCUCAUCUUUGUCCUCAUCGUCAUGAUCGCCAUCACCAGAACCACCAGCGGCGGCUGCCCCACCGUCCUUGCCGCCAUCCUCCUCGUCCGCCCCACCCCCGUCACCCAUCUCCUCUUCCUCUUCCUCCCCACAAUCGUCAACGUCCAUCUCGUCGUCAUCGUCACCGGCCGACUCGUCGCCGCCGCCAUCACCCGCGUCAUCCUCCUCGUUGCCAUCCUCCUCCUCCUCGUCCUCGUCGGCGAGGCCGGUGAAGGCGGGGAAUGCGAGUGCCGUGACGGCCCGGAGCGUGCAGGCGGGAAGGGUGUGGCGGGAGGCGUUGGCCCCGUGGCAGACGGAGAAGAACGCCGCGAUCUGCACGCAGGGAGUGUGGUGCGCGUGGGGGGCAGGCAGGUAUGGUGUGUCACCUACCUGUCGUCUGACACGCUUCGGCAACGCCGCGAAGUGAGCCGGCGUGAAGUUCUCCGGCAGCACAUCUGACCACACAACACACGAACGGUAGACGAUACAGACACCACCGUGCCCACAUGCUUGGUCUGGCGUCUUACCAGGCACCGGCUUGUCGCAGUGAAAGCCGAUAGAGCUGACACCCACACACAGCACAACAACGCAUCCAGGCACAUGCACACUCAGCCGUGGCCCCUCUCUCUACCUGAGUGCCCCCCUUACUCGAUGGAUUCGCCGCUUCGACCUAUCACGUGUCGUGGCACCACUCCCUCACCUCCAUCACACUCGAAACUCCACUCAUGCCGCUCGCCUCCAUAGGGCCAGAGUGCAUUCCACCCGAUGCCGUUGGGGCGGUUGGUGGUGAUCCGCAGGACCUUGGCGCAUCGGUUGCCGGCCCCGCCAGGGCCGGGAGGGAUGGUGUUGCUGCUGCCUUGGACGUAACUGAUGUACUCCCCUGGCUGGAGGGUGAGGGUCUCCGACGAGUGAAGGUGCAUGUGCAGCGUGCCGGGCCCUUCGAAGCCGUGCGUGAGAGUCACACGCUCGCCAUCAACCACAGACACGUACGUUGAUGAGAUCUGCAAACACAAGGAGAAGUGGGCAGAAGGAGGAGAAGAAGACCUGAUCUGCCCUGUCGCAGUGGCUUCCGUGGGUGCGUGUGUAUGUGUGUGUGUACCCGUGCUAAGGCAUGCGUCCAUGGGGUCACUCGGAUGGCCGAGAGGCGCCACUCAUUCACCUCGCGGUCCGCAUGACGCUGAAUGAGGGUGGCGCGGUCAUCGAAUGCACCACCACCACUCCCUCCAAAGGUGAAUGUCAUAUGACCGUCGCUGUAGCUACGAAACGUCAUUUUUUGUUUUGUG